Molecule: messenger RNA, 2420 nt
Organism: Pisolithus orientalis
Lineage: Eukaryota; Fungi; Basidiomycota; Agaricomycetes; Boletales; Pisolithaceae
Product: Fet3 ferroxidase
Exons: 11
Coding region: 211-2106 (631 amino acids)
Biological process (GO): cellular response to iron ion starvation; reductive iron assimilation
Cellular component (GO): high-affinity iron permease complex
Molecular function (GO): copper ion binding; ferroxidase activity
Source: RefSeq, a predicted model, not a curated record
UGCGCACGCAGAGAGGCGGUACUGCUGGUGACUGGUGGUGAUCAACCGAUUACAGGCUUGACUUACUUAUGGACCACAUGCCCCGAUUCCCGUACCCUUUGCUCAGACAUAAAAUACACCAAGUUAAGACUCAACCCUUCCCAUCCGACAGGAAAACAGUCUCCUGCCAAACGGGCUCUCAAAAAGUGGACGGGUGGCCGAUAAACAGUCAUGUCGCUCUCUCGUCGUGUUAUACAGCUGCUGUCCACUUCUACUUGCGCUCUAGCGGGUGUCCAGGAACUAUGGUGGAACGUCACCUACGUCGAGAACGCCAACCCCGAUGGUCUUUACGCCAGACGGGUCGUUGGAGUGAAUAACACUUGGCCACCACCUCCCAUCUCCGUCAACAAUUCAGACUCUCUGCUCAUCCACCUUACCAAUGGCUUGGACCAACCCACUACUUUGCAUAAUCAUGGUAUGUUCUUCAACUCUACCAGUUGGAUGGAUGGAGCGUUAGCCGUCAGUCAGUGUGGAGUGCCCCCCGGUCAGACCUUUGAUUAUCUCGUCCCCAUCAAUUCUUCCGGUCAGUGGGGAACAUAUUGGGCCCAUGCUCACGCCUCGGGACAGUAUGUUGAUGGUUUCCGUGCUCCGCUGGUUCUCCAUCCUGCUGAGGAGACUUACCAAUAUGACGAAGAGUUCACGGUCAUUCUUGGUGACUGGUACCAUCAACAGCAUUCGGUAUUGUUAGAAUCGUUCCUCAGCAUCGGCAACCCUGGUGGUGCGGAACCCAUUCCAGAUUCGGCGUUAAUAUACUUUGCCCAAAAUUCCACUUACCUGCCACCUAUUUCUGGAACUUCUCCUUCUCCAGUGACAUCUGCAGUAGGCUUUAAUGAAAACUCGACGCUCCCAUUCGUUCCAGGAAAAACGUAUAGGUUGCGAGUAAUUAACACUUCCGCUUUGGCCACGUUCUUUUUCUGGAUUGAUGGCCACUCCAUGCGCAUCAUCGAAGCUGACGGGACGGAUGUCGAAGAAUACCCUGUUGACCUGUUGGAUUUAGCAGUUGCGCAACGAUACUCAGUCCUCGUAGACGCCCGCAAUGAUACGUCCUCCAACUGGAUGAUCCAUGCCAAUAUGGACCCUACCAUGUUCGACACGGUGCCAAGCACCCUACAAUUGAAUAUCACAUCCUCAGUAACCUAUGCAGGCGGUCAAAACAUCACGGACCUAGGCACCGUCUCGGAGUACCCCCAGUUCAACGAUUCGGUACUGGUUCCAUCCGUUGUAGUCCCACAGCCACCUGCGACCAACACAAUCGACCUAGAAUUCCUCUUCGAUACCAUGAACGAUGGCACCAAUCGAGCAAUGAUUAAUGGUGUUGUCUACAAUCCCCCACUCGUACCUGCCAUAAUGUCCGAACUCAGCCUUGGCUCGAAUGCGACAGUGCAAGAGGCAUAUGGUCCUUAUAGCUAUCUCCUCGACCACCUUGAUGUGGUCGACCUCGUGGUUAAGAACACGGACACAAACCACCAUCCUUUCCAUCUCCACGGCCACAAAUUCCAAAUUGUCAAUCGGGCGUCAGUGUUUGAUUCGGAUGAUCCGACCCUCAACCCUCCUCUGGUAGAGGGACAACCUAACCCGAUGCGCCGAGACACCAUAGUUAUCCCCGGUGGAGGUUCUGUUACUUUACGAGUUGUCGCGGACAAUCCGGGAGCUUGGUUAUUCCACUGUCACAUUGAGUGGCACCUAGAAGCUGGACUCGCUGUCCAAUUCAUCGAGGCGCCGCUGCAGGCUCAAGAACGUGCAGCUGGGAACGUUCCCUCUUAUAUGUACGAACAGUGCACGGCUCUUGGAGCACCCGAUUCCGGAAAUGCAGCCGGUCAUGCUUCUGCGACUGACCUCUCAGGGCUUCCUCUCGGUCCGUAUCAGCAGAAGCUGGGUUGGCUCCCAAAGGGUAUCCUGGCGAUGACAGGAUGUGUCUUGUCAGCAGUUAUCGGCAUGUUGUCCGUUGUGUGGUACUCAAUGGGUGAAGGGGACAGCGACGAGGAGAUAGAAGAGGAAACACGACGCCGCUUGGCAGACAAAGCGAAAGGAGGGAAGUUAUUUGGUAUGUUCAAAAGGAGAGGCUGAAUGUGUCGGUGUACUAGGAGGACGAUCAGAAUACCAAUGAUUGCAUAGCUUGGGGUAUACGUGUGUACGUGUGUACGGGAUAUGUCGGAAGAUGGCACGGGAUUGGUCGAUUCAUUGAACCACAGGGUAGCGUUUGGCACAGCACCGACCAGUACCGAUCCAGUAUAUACUUGUGGCAAUCAACGAACCUCGAAAGGAAGUUGAUGACAUGGACAUGGACACAUCUUGACCCCUUUAUCGCUUGCUCUUUUCCACGGGAUCUGGGGCGUUAGCAGAGAUAUUCUACGCAACGCAACGCCGACAACUCCGAGACC